UGCCUCGCGCCCGCCUCCUCCGCUCGGCCGGCCCAAGAUGGCGGUGCAGGAGUCGGCGGCCCAGCUGUCCAUGACCCUGAAGGUGCAGGAGUACCCGACCCUCAAGGUGCCCUAUGAAACACUGAAUAAACGCUUCCGGGCUGCUCAGAAAAACAUCGACCGGGAGACAAGUCACGUCACCAUGGUGGUGGCUGAGCUGGAGAAGACCUUAAGUAGCUGCCCAGCUGUGGACUCUGUGGUCAGCCUCCUGGAUGGAGUGGUGGAGAAGCUCAGUGUGCUCAAGAGGAAGGCGGUGGAGUCCAUCCAGGCUGAGGAUGAGAGCGCCAAGCUGUGCAAGCGCAGGAUCGAGCAUCUCAAGGAGCACAGCAGUGACCAGCCUGCUGCGGCCAGCAUGUGGAAGAGGAAGCGCAUGGACCGCAUGAUGGUGGAGCACCUCCUACGCUGCGGCUAUUAUAGCACGGCCGUGAAGCUGGCACGCCAGAGUGGCAUCGAGGACCUGGUGAACAUCGAGAUGUUCCUGACGGCCAAAGAAGUAGAGGAGUCCCUGGAGAGGCGAGAAACGGCCACGUGCCUGGCCUGGUGCCAUGACAACAAGUCCCGGCUCCGGAAGAUGAAGGGCCGCCAAAGUGAGCACGAGGCGAAGACGGGACGAAAGAGUAGAGCCACCAAUGGCUCCCCUAAAGAGAGUGAGGAUCUUGGUAUGGAAACCCUAAAAGGAAAGCCAGACUUGUCAGAGCCUGCUGAUGGCCACCUACUGCAGAAUCAGUGGUCAUUGAGUAGCCCAGGGAGGCAGGAAGGACCCAGGGAAGGUGGAGCCUCUGUAGGGACCCAGAGUCUAACAUUGCAAAAGAGCAGAACGCCCACGGUGCCCUGUGGUGAGCUGCCUUUGUCUAGUGGGUCUGUACCGAACCUGCCACUCUCUGCAGAGCUUGCUCCCUUUUGGGAAUCAGGGCAGCUUCUGCCUCCAGCCUGGCUGCUCCUCAGUCUGGGUGCAGGGGGAGGAGCGAGGGGUGGGGGCAGCCGACCAUCUUUGUCCCGCGUCACCUUCUAUUCAGAGCUGGUGCAGCUGCUCCUGAAUGGUCAUGGUGUGUUGCAGUGGGGUCCUGGCAGGGGUCGAACAUGCUCUGCAGGUUCAGGCUGGUGGCCCUUGGGACACAGUGUGCAGGCUGAGGAGGCCUAGUGGGGAAGUUCAUGACAUAGAGGAACUCUGGGCCCCAGGUCCGUGCCAUCACGUACUUUGGAUGCUGUGGGAUCAACGUCCCGUGUGGGUGAGGAGCCCCAGGCACACACACUGACAGUCUCAGGUUCAAGCUACUACUGUUUGUAUAGAAAGAUCCACCUUUUCCCGAGUUUGAGAAUUUACUUAUGCCUGCUGGCCCUAUCCCCAGGCACAAGAUUUCCAGCUGAAAUAGGAUUGAUACGGCUGGUUUCAAAGCAGCUUUGAGUUUCCAUGCUGGCUGUCCCCACUGUGGACUCUGUACCAUCCCCCAGUCACUGUGGUGCCUCUAGGCAGACACCUUCGGACCUCACCCCCAACCUUCUUCCCCAACCCUUCCCACCUCUGGGCAUAGCGCCAACCCAGACCUCUCUCAUGGCCUCAGCAAAUCCUGGGGCUUCUGCCCUCUGCAGGAACCACCCUUCCGCCGUCUCCACCUGACCCUGGCUGACGUGGGCGGUAAGGUCAUAGCAGGAGCCUCGGCUUCUGCAGGUAUGGCACCUCCUGUUCCAGGCGGGACCUUUGCGCUGGCUCACACUUCUUGCUUGGGACACUUUCCUGCAUCUGGCCCUGCACCUGUGCAUCUUUGUUCAGGUGUUCCUUGGCAGCCCCUACGAGGUUAUACCUUGUAGCCCAUCCAGCACCCACUUGUUCUCUCAUUGUCUCCUCCUGCCUAGUGUUAGAGCCUCUUGACCUUGGCUUGUCUGAAUUUUUCCAGAAUAGCCUUUGGCACAGACUGGAAGUGCACUGAGUCUCAGGCUUGGGGGCAAUAGGAGAAGAUAUCGCAUGGGGGGAAGAAGGCUUGGGGGUACUCGAGUGCACAAGGUCAUUGAGGACACAUGGGAACCAGAAAACUCCUCUGCCCUUUGUGGAAUGGACGGGUUCCGUGUGGGACUGCGAGCCUUUCCCCCACACCCAGUGAGCUGGUAAUGGUUCCUGGCUGCUGCCCACCUUCGUGACAGCUUUUCAUGUGAGUCCAUUGGGCAACUUGGUCCACACCCACUGCUCCUGCCCACCCGGCAACCCCAUGCCAGGCUCCUGGGUGCCUCUUGGUGCCAUGGACCCCCCCAGGGGAAACAUGGCUCCACUCCCACUGAGGCUAUGUUGGGUGGCCCAGGCUUAUGGGCUUGCAGUGCGGUGUGGACCCUGCUGGGAAGUGUCUGUCACAGGGUGAAUGAAGCAGCCUCUUUGGCUGCAGCCCUGCCUCUCCGGCCAGUCAGAGGGCCUGCUGGGGAUGGGAUGCCUGAGCACUUUCCCCAGAUGCCUGGUGCUGCACUGGCACUGGCGCCGGCACCGGCACUGAUACCGGCACCGGCACUCCGCUGUCUUAACUUAGCGUCUCUUCUUUG
This is a messenger RNA of Marmota flaviventris (yellow-bellied marmot), 2565 nucleotides long. RefSeq names its product macrophage erythroblast attacher, E3 ubiquitin ligase (gene Maea). Gene Ontology annotation, molecular function: protein binding; ubiquitin protein ligase activity. NCBI's taxonomy places the organism in Eukaryota, Metazoa, Chordata, Mammalia, Rodentia, Sciuridae. Gene Ontology annotation, biological process: proteasome-mediated ubiquitin-dependent protein catabolic process. Gene Ontology annotation, cellular component: cytoplasm; GID complex; nucleus. The record is from RefSeq and is a predicted model, not a curated record.